This is a messenger RNA of Nilaparvata lugens (brown planthopper), 3328 nucleotides long. RefSeq lists its product as uncharacterized. The record is from RefSeq and is a predicted model, not a curated record. NCBI's taxonomy places the organism in Eukaryota, Metazoa, Arthropoda, Insecta, Hemiptera, Delphacidae. The coding region runs from base 391 to 1191 and encodes 266 amino acids. Gene Ontology annotation, biological process: regulation of transcription by RNA polymerase II. Gene Ontology annotation, cellular component: transcription regulator complex; nucleus. The transcript is spliced from 4 exons.
GGCAGUCGAGCCGAGUCGCUUGCAGUCGCCACAGUUCUGCAGCUUCGUGUUUGCCCUCACACCGGGACGGGCGCGGUCUCUCCGUUUGCAGUCGGCAUAGCUCUGCUGCUUCUAGUUUCACGCGGUAACAGCGCGUCCUCUCCGCUUGCAGUUGGCACAGCUCUGCUGCUUCGUGUUUGCCUUUGCCCUCACACCGGCAACACCGCGUCCUCUCCCUUUGCAGCCAGCACUGCUCCCAAUCUCACGCGGCAACAGCGCAUCCUCUCCGCUUGCAGUUCAUCCUCACCGCUAGCAGCCAGAUCUGCUCCCAGCCUCACCCUGCAUCUCCGUAUCCUCUGAGUCGCUUGCAGUCGGCACUCCCCCGGCACCGCCGUGUCCUCUCCGCCGCCCAUGCUGUGGAUGAACUCCACGCUGUGGGGCACGAGCACCAUGAGCUUCACACGUGACGAGGAGCUGCAAUUGGUCGGCAUUGUACAGAGCUACCCCUGUCUCUACGACCAGACGCAUCGCAACUACAAGGACGUAUUUCUGCGCGACAGUCUUUGGCGCGAGAUCGCCUUGAAGUUCGACGGCAAAACAGACGAGGACUGCAAAAAACGUUGGCGAACAAUCAGAGACACGUACAGGAGAAGACAUAAGAAGACAAGCCAACAGAAUCAGGAGAAUGGCGCAAAAAAGCGAUUGUGGCACUUGGCUUCCUACCUUGGUUUUCUGGAAAAUUGCAACGACGAAGUCAAAUCUACAGCAGUGGCAUCAUACGAAGAGAGGGGGGAGGGAUGUGAAGAUGGUCUGCAGGGGGAAAGUGAAGAGAUAACAGUGGAGUACACCAACUCCCCCACCCCUCCUUCUUUAGAUAACGAGAAUGAUGGGGAUUACCCCCCCUCGCCAUCCACCGCCUCACAAUCAGCUGUCGAGGAUCGAACUCCACGCGGAAGUAAGCGGAAGAGGUCUCACAGGGAGGGCGAAGUGGACGAGAUAGUGCGCAGUCUUCGGAAAGAGAGGAAGCGACUGAUCGACUGUCUGCGCUCUCCGCCUGAGGACGACAUCGACCUCUUCUACAAGAGUAUGGCCGCAUCCGUCAAGCAGCUACCCCCACACCUGGCAGCGCAAGCCAAGCUGGUUCACCUGCAGGCGCUCAACGAUCUCCAGAUGCAGCAGAUAAUCGUCAAACAAGAGCCCAACGAUUCGUGAUCGUCAACCGAUAGUUACUAGAUAAUAAUCUCCGAUUUAGGAUAGGAUCGCGGAUUAAUUGAUAAGUGCCAGUAAUAUUGCUUGAUAAUAAUGUACAUUUACAAGGGGAUCAUAAACUGUUAGUUAUUAAAUACUCACCGUUUUAGGAUAAGAAUACGUAAUGCGGAUAAUUUGCCAGUAAUGGUACUUGAUAAAUGUUCCACGUUUACAAGAAUGUUUUCAAGUGUCAGCUAUUUUAUUAGUUUAGUUUUAAUAUUUCAGACAAAGAUCUGCUGCAGAGAUGCAAUGGAUUCUCGUUUCAAGAACCCAGCGAUGAACCAUCAAACUUAGUUAUAAGGUAAAAUAAAAUCCACCGUUAUAGAAUGGGCAAUUGAUUCGUGGUCUAAACAAUAGUUUCCACCCAAGUGCUAGUAAUUAUCACUUAUAAAUGUAUGUUUUCGUAUAUUCUGAGGAAAUACCUUGAGAUAUGUUACAGGUAAGUUUUUCUUCAAACAAGAAUUUUAUUUAGUUUUAACGAUUAAUAAACGACAAAGUUAUAAAUGUUGUAUGCUUUCAUAUAUUUUGAGGAAAUACCAUACGCUAUUAACAGGUGAAUUUUUCUUCAAACUCAUUUUAUUCAGUUUUAAUGAUUAAUUUGACGACGAAGUUCUUCGGCAUUGUAUAUAGGCUAGUAAAACAAUCAUAUUAUAACGAAUUCUAACAUUCGAUCGACAUUUACAGUGUAUACAAGUUAUUGUUUUCAAAUAUAUUUGAUUUAAACGACUUGAAAAUACCAUCAGCUAUUAUGUUACAGGUAAAUUUUUCUUCAAACUCAUUUUAUUCAGUUUUAAUGAUUAAUUUGACGACGAAGUUCUUCGGCAUUGUAUAGGCUAGUAAAACAAUAAUAUUAUAACGAAUUCUAAUAUUCGAUCGACAUUUACAGUGUAUACGAGUUAUUGUUUUCAAAUAUAUUUGAUUUAAACGAUUUUUCGUGAACUAAUUCACAGACGUCACCCUCGACAGAUGCAUCAUGGGUUAGGCCAGUAAAAUGUUUACAGACUUACGAACUGUUCUUUGAAAUGACAUUCAAUACAGAGGCAUCAAUUACAGAAAUGUAAGUUUACAAAUGUUCUAGGGGAUUAAUUUAUUACGGGUUGAUUAUAGUUUUACAGGUUUCAUAGGUUUUAUAGUUUCAAGUUUGUAAUGUUUCAUAGGUUGAUUAUAGUUUUAAAGAGAUGAAAGUUCAAUGGUAGGACCAUUAGUUUUUUAAUAUUAUUCAGACAGUUUGCUGCAUGUCGUAUUACGAUGUCUACAUGGAAUUCGAGAUGAAAUCGCAUAUGCUUUAGAAAACGCUAUCCCUUUGACAGCAUCAGUGUUCCGGAAAACUAGUGUUCUCUCUAGACUAGAUUGUACGAUAGUGUUCUCCCUAAUAGACUUUAUAGACUGAAAGCAAGCUUCCAAGGAUAAACUUGUUGGAAUCGCUAUCAUAUAGAACGGGAUACUAGUCUGUGAUAAUGUGUGUGUGGACAUUUUGACCCAGUUCAUCUGUAUUGUUUAUUAAACCGCAGCCGGCUAUUUGAUUAGUUUUCCAUAGUAGAUAGUCUAAUAUUACAUAAGUUAUACGAAUGAUUACACAACAAUGCCAUCUCUAGAUUUUAAUGAAAAAUACUACUAAAUUUGAUAGUAGUUUGUGACUUUGUGAAUACUGUACUGUAGUUUAGUGAAAAGUUUUCUCAACGAUCAGGGUAAAAUAAUUUGGUCAUAAGUAGGCCUACUGUACUGUGGCUAUAAUUUAUAUUAUCUAUCUCUAUCUGUCAUGUCGUAUAUUGCUUUUUUAUUACGCUUGUCGAUUCAAAGUCAUCGUAUAUAGCACUAUUAUUUAUAAUCGCUAUUAUACUAUCGAUAAGUAAUCAGUUACCAAGCACAUUCGUACAAAAGCAACAUUAUCAAAAUGAUUUAGGAUUAUCUUAUACAAACUUCCUGAGUAAUAAGGUAAUAGAAAUUUUUUUUGCUUGAUAGAUUCAGAAAAUUACUUGACAGAAAAUUAUCUUGAUGUUGGUUUUAUUCUCAAGUAAGUUAAAAUGUCGAAAUACUUAUGUAUACAGAUUUUCAACAUGAAAAUAAUCAUUUGUUGUAGUCAUACAUUUUCAGGAAUUAA